UAUAAUACUGUGAGAGUUGAUCUAUACUAGAGCUAAUCAGCAGCGAUUAGUUUAAUUCUUAAAUGGAAAAUAAAUUUUUAUUUGCAUUAAUUUUAACCUUUUGUGCAAUAUUAAGUACUUGUGCAAAGGUACAAACAAAAUACGAACCAAAUUGGUCAAGUCUAGAUACAAGACCAUUGCCCACUUGGUAUGAUGAAGCCAAAGUUGGUAUAUUCAUACACUGGGGUGUAUACUCAGUACCCAGUAUGGGUUCUGAAUGGUUUUGGACAGAUUGGAAAAAUCUAAAAUAUAAAAAUUACGUUGAUUUUAUGGAGAAGAAUUAUAAACCCGGCUUUACUUAUCAAGAGUUUGCUCAAGAUUUUACUGCUGAGUUAUUUAAUGCCACUCAAUGGUCUCUAUUAUUUAGAGACAGUGGGGCAAAAUAUGUGGUCCUAACCAGUAAACAUCAUGACGGUUAUUGUCUGUGGCCUUCAGAACAAUCAUUCGGUUGGAAUUCUAUGGAUGUUGGACCCAAACGAGACAUAAUAAGAGAACUAUCUUCUGCUUUGCGAAAGAAUACCGAUUUAAAAUUCGGUUUAUAUUAUUCAUUAUUCGAGUGGUUCAAUCGCAUGUAUAUCAAUGAUAAAUUACAUGUAUUUUUACAACAAAAUUAUGUGACAAAUAAAGUUAGACCCGAACAAAAGUAUUUGAUACAAGAAUAUUUGCCUGAAAUUUUAUGGUCCGAUGGAGAUUGGGAAGCACCGGCCAAGUAUUGGAAAUCUGAAGAGUUUAUAGCAUGGCUUUACAAUGACAGUCCAGUGGGUGAUACAAUUGUAACCAAUGAUCGCUGGGGAAUUGGCACUGCUUGUUUACAUGGAGACUUCUAUAAUUGUAAAGAUCGUUUUAAUCCUGGAGUAUUACAGCCUCAUAAAUGGGAAAACGCUUUCACUUUGGAUAAACAGAGUUGGGGUCAACGUUUUGAUUUGACUUUAAAGGAUUUUAUGACAAGUGAAGAAGUCAUACAUCAAGUAGUUACUACCGUCAGUUGUAAUGGUAAUGUUUUGAUCAAUAUAGGACCCACCAAAUACGGCACCAUUUUACCCAUAUUUGAAGAGAGAUUACGUGACAUGGGUGAAUGGUUGAAAAUAAAUGGUGAAGCUAUUUAUGGCACGAAACCUUGGUUAUAUCAAAAUGAUAGCAUCACUCCCUCUAUAUGGUACACUAGCAGGGUGGAGGGUAAUAAACAACUUAUUAAUAUCUAUGCCAUUGUUUUGGAAUAUCCCUAUGAUACUAAUAGUGUAAUUAUAUAUCCUUGGGGCAAUUCAUCUACUGAAUAUUUGAAUAUACAAUUAGUUGGCUUGGAAUUAUUAAAUUCAAUUAAAGAACGUAAUAUCAAUUCAAUAGAAAUGUUGGGUUUGGAGGAUUUGACUAUAAAGUGGGAUUUACAUGGUUCAGCUUUACAUCUAGAAUUCCCACCCAAAAACCUUAUUGAUAAGAGAGGCCUAAAGCAUGCCUGGACUUUUAAAAUUGUCGUUAAUAAUGAAAUAUAAUUUUGUAAAAACUAAGUAGUGUUAGUAUAAUUAUUAAAGAAAUCAUUUCAACAACUGA
Messenger RNA from Lucilia sericata (common green bottle fly), 1587 nucleotides. RefSeq names its product putative alpha-L-fucosidase. The record is from RefSeq and is a predicted model, not a curated record. The coding region runs from base 63 to 1529 and encodes 488 amino acids. The transcript has 6 exons. Gene Ontology annotation, cellular component: lysosome. Gene Ontology annotation, biological process: fucose metabolic process; glycoside catabolic process. NCBI's taxonomy places the organism in Eukaryota, Metazoa, Arthropoda, Insecta, Diptera, Calliphoridae. Gene Ontology annotation, molecular function: alpha-L-fucosidase activity.